GUGUUUACUAACAUUAAUUUUAAGUCUCAUUUUCUGCAGCAUUUUGUAAUAAAUUAUCCCGUACCUUUCAUACUGCAAAUAUUGUUACUGUUGAUAAGCUUUCAGCCAUCACCUUCACUCUUUAAUUGUCUUAUUCCCGAAACAGAUCCUAUACAGUCCACUCUCCCGCUCCUACAGGGUUAUCGACAGGCCAGCGACGAGUAGGUAAGUGACACACGACCCGACACUUGUAGGCAGCCCUCAGCGCACGCACACGCCUACACGCGUCAUCCGGCUUGAUGUGCAGCCGUCGCACAUUGUUUGGUCCGUUCGAUCUGGAUAUUAUUUUCGUGUGAUCACUUCGUUACAUAUCUAUCAGACUAUUGUCAUACAUUUGUUCGUAUUUUGUCGUCAUGCCACCAAAAAAGGAAGAGACUCCCGAGAAUGCUCUAGCUCGAGCGCGGGUCAAACGCGACAACGUUUUAAAUUCCAUCAAAAGUAUUCACGUCACAGCCUUAGCCGCGCGUGCUGAUGCCGGUCAAGUGCCGUCGUUAACUAUUCACGCCGAAGAUUUAAAUCAAUAUGUCGAACAAUUUCAACGUCAACAAGAUGCUAUAAUUAACGCGUUAAUCGAGCUUGACCGUGUGGCUGAAUUUGACCGUGAUGAUCGUCCAAUGAUCGCUUCUAUGGAAAGUAUGCGUCUCGAAAUUAAAACAGUCGUUGCGAAUGUCGUUCCCGCGAGAGUUUCUGAUAUCAAAUCGUCGUCCAUCGCGUCCGCGCCACAACAAUUCGUUCCGUUACCGAAAAUUCAGCUGCCUAGUUUCGACGGUAGUUUGUUGGAGUGGCGCUCGUUCCGCGAUAUUUAUGUAUCCCUCGUACACGACAACACCGGCAUUGGUGAUGCCAAACGUUUUCACUAUUUACUGUCGUGUUUAUUGGGUGACGCUCUCGCCGUUGUCAAGUCAAUACCGUUGUCUGCGAACAAUUACGCCCUCGCUUGGGAAGCACUGUCCGCUCGGUUCGAUAAUAAGCGUCUGCUAGCGUCGGCACACUUAGACAAACUAUUUGCAUUCAAACCUAUUACACAUCAGUCGUUACCAGCUUUGACGUCGUUUAUCAAAACAUUCAAAGAAAAUGUAGCCAUAAUUAAAGCGCUCGGUGUCAACGACUUUUCAAGUUUUUUAUUGUUUCACAUGGGUUCCCGAGUUCUCGAUCCGACGACGAUUCAAUUAUUCGAAUCCAAUGCGUCGUUUUUUACAAUUCCGACGUUCGAUGAGUUACUCAGUUUUGUACAACAACGGUGCAGAGUAUUAGAGAACAUAAAAAAUUCUAGUAAACCUGAUAUUACUACAAAAUCGCAUGAAAAGUCUAAGGUGCAGUCCCAAAAAUCAUCUUUACCAAAAAAAUCGGUGUUCGCCGCUACUACGUCUACUUCGAACAAAGUUAGAUCUAGAAACUGUUUAUGUUGUGAUAAUUCUGAUCACCGAAUAUAUCAAUGUCCGAAGCUCGUCGGUAUGACUGUAGACAAACGACGAGAGGCCGUAUUAGCUCGCAAAUUGUGUUUUGCGUGUAUGAGUCCGACUCACAUGGUCAAUGCAUGUCAAUCAACGAAGGGCUGUUCGUCGUGCAAAAGUAAACGUCAUCACACCUUGCUACAUCGUGAACAAGACCGAGCCCCAAUUGUAGACAACACUACCCAGAAUACUAACCCGAUAUCGCAAUCAACCACGUCGAGUGGCGGUUCUAGUUCGUGUGUGGGUGCCGCCUGCACCAAUUCUACCGUCGUAUUAGGUACGGCGAUUGUUCACGUUAAAGACGCUUGGGACCGAGUGCAAUGCGUACGCGUGCUGCUCGAUAGUGGCUCGCAGAUUUCGGCCGUGACCAGCGAGUGUGCAGCGCGACUUGGACUUUCGAAACGUCGGUACAAGUCUGACAUCGUCGGUUUCGCUCAAAAUCCUGUGUCACAGGUGCAAGGUGUAACCAGUUGUCAAUUUUCGUCACGUUUCAAAUCUGAUUUGUUCCCGUCUGUUGAAUUAGUUAUUUUAAAACAGAUUACCGGCGCCAUGCCAUCCACACGGUUGCCGACAACCGUGCGUCAACAAUAUCGACAUCUCCGUUUCGCGGACGAGGACUUCGACAUUCCGUCGCGCAUCGACAUUUUAUUUGGCGCAGAUAUCCUACCUAGUCUUAUCCGCUCUCACGCCGGUGUGGAACAUCAUUCGGGCUUACCAUCGGCCCUCGACACACAACUCGGAUGGAUAAUUUUCGGUUCGUUUUCUACUCCGAGCAAGCAACCUUCAGUCACGCUGACCACCACGAUCGCUCCGCCGUCAAUCGGAGAUCUAUUACAACAAUUUUGGGUGGUCGAAGAACCCACCGCACCUGCGUCGCCCACCACGGAAGAUCAGUGGUGUGAAGAAUAUUUUACCAAAUCUACUUCGCGUGAUUCUACCGGUCGAUUUUGUGUCGCAUUACCAUUUCGUCAUUUGUUCGCGAUUACAGCUCAACAACCAUACACACCGCGUCACGGUCUCGGCGACUCGCGCUCCAUCGCGCUGAAACGUUUUUACAACUUAGAAAAACGAUUGACUAAGGACUCCGAGUUGUACACUGCGUAUCGCAAGUUCAUGUCCACCUAUCAAUCACUAGGACACAUGGUACCGGCUCCGGAACCCGGUAAAUAUUUUAUUCCGCAUCACGCCGUGCUCAAGGCUGACGGUGACGUGUCCAAGAUCCGCGUCGUGUUCGACGCUUCGUCUGCCUCGUCUUCCGGUCGCUCAUUAAACGAUGUGUUGUGCACCGGACCCAAACUUCAGGUUGAUUUACGUGACAUUCUACUUCGUUGCCGUAUGCACAGGCACAUUUUGUCCGCCGACAUCGUUAAAAUGUAUCGGCAAAUUUUAAUUCGUCAAGAAGACCGGGUAUUUCAACAUAUAUUUUGGCGCGACUCGCCUACCGACGACCUCGUCGAAUUUCAACUGUGUACUGUCACGUACGGUCUUAAUUGCGCGCCGUAUCUCGCUAUACGCGUUCUUCACGAGCUUGAUCGACAAGACGGUCAUCGCUUUCCACUCGCAAAAGACGUCCUUACUCGUGCCGCCUACGUCGACGACAUCGUCAUCGGAGCUGACACCGAAGAGCUCUUACUACGUCGGAAGGAAGAUAUUGUCGGUUUAUUACGUAGCGGUGCUUGUACGUUGAGCAAAUGGACCAGUAACGGCACCACCGUCCUCGAAUCAGUUCCCCCCGAUGACCGCGUAGAUUCUAUGUCAUUCGAUCCACGAGAGGAACAUGCCGUGAAGGUCCUCGGUCUGUAUUGGGUCACAAAUACUGACAAGUUUGCGUAUCAUACCAGUCUUAAACAAAUGUCUUCAACAAAACGUCAAGUGUUGUCUGUCAUUGCGCGCUUGUUCGAUCCUAUUGACGCCUUAGGCCCUAUGUUGUUGUGGGCAAAAUAUUUUAUGCAAUUAUUAUGGUGCCAUAAACUCGGGUGGGACGAUCCAUUGUCCGACGACUUGCAGUCUAUGUGGCAACAGUUCUGCACGGAAUUGCCACUCCUUUUUGAUUUAAGUCUACCGCGUCACAUCGAUGUUAUUUGUCACCAGGACGUCCAGUUACUGGGUUUCGCGGACGCGUCAGUCAAGGGAUAUGCGGCGACCAUUUAUCUUCGUCUCAUCGACAUCGCCGGCAACAUUUCAGUAAAAUUUAUAACGUGUAAAACUAAGGUUGCCCCUCUGAAAAGUUCCACCGCCAACGAGCAACUAUCAAUACCCCGCCUGGAGUUGUGCGGCGCCCUGCUAUUGGCUCAAACGCUUCAUCACGUGUCUACUGUGUUGUCGAGCGAAGUGCUUAUUGUCCGUAUGCGAGCGUGGUCCCAUUCAUCGGUUGUCCUAUCAUGGUUGACGGCGGACCAGAAACAAUUUAAGAUUUUUGUCACUAAUCGAGUCGCCAAAAUAAAUCAGCUGUUACCUGGCUGCACUUGGAAUUACGUUUCAACAAACGACAAUCCCGCAGAUCCAGCCUCCCGUGGCCUUUUACCGAAAUCCAUGUUGUCUUCGUCCAUUUACUGGAACGGUCCCGAUUUCUUACGACGCCCUGAAGACCAGUGGCCCCAAUCGAAAUUUAUUCCGUGUGCACCAGAGCAGUUGCCAGAGACCCGCCCGAGUAUCACCACGACGUUGGCCGUCAAUGUUCAUUCAUCGUCGCUAGAAUUUAUUGAUCGAUUUUCGUCGUUCUUAAAAAUGUUGCGCGUUUUGUCCUACAUAUCACGCUAUUUGUGUCAUCGUCUACGUCGACAACCUGUUCGCGUCGGUCCGAUUACGUUCGACGAACGAGAAAAUGCCUUAUCCAUCGUCGUGCAACGCACGCAACAACAUUAUUUCGCGGACUUAAUAAAAAUGUUAAAAGUCAAUUCCGUAAUCUCGCCGCCGUCUUUGGCGCAAUUGGCCCCUUAUGUCGACGAAAAUGGUAUUAUACGGGUCGGAGGCCGCCUGCGCUUCGCUGAUAUUAGUCAUAACGCGAAACAUCCAAUAUUGUUGCCGCGGUCUUCGCACCUCACCGAGCUAAUCAUCCGUCAUUAUCAUUUGUCAUUUUUGCACGGCGGAUCAAAAUUGAUAUUCUCGAUGUUAAACCAAAAAUUUUGGAUCUUGUCAGGUCGAGCGGCAGUUCGACGUGUCAUUUUCGCAUGUGUUCCGUGCACCCGUCAUAAAGCUGUCCGCCCUCAACCGAUUAUGGCCGAUCUACCAUCUUAUCGCGUGCAACUUCAUCGACCAUUUUCACACGUCGGCAUGGACUACGGAGGACCGUUCCUCGUCAAAGAACAUCGCCACCGAAAUGCGCAAUCGGUUAAAGUGUACCUGGCACUAUUUGUUUGUAUGUCCGUUAAGGCCGUCCACCUCGAAAUUGUAACCGACCUCAGCACCGACGCUUUCCUCGCGGCCCUAGAUCGGUUCGUUGCGCGACGUGGUGUUCCGUCUAACAUUUUUUCGGAUUGCGGCACGAAUUACGUCGGCGCCGCGCGUCAGCUUAGAACCUUGUUUCGAGAUGCCAAAGCCCAAGAUCUUUUGUCGUCGCACUUAACAUGUACCUGGCACUUUAAUCCGCUCGCCGCGCCACAUUUCGGCGGCAUUUGGGAAGCCGGCAUCAAAAGCGUUAAAAAUCACCUUAAACAUGUUAUCGGUCAACAAGUGUUGACUUACGAGGAGUUCCUCACUUUGAUUACUCGUAUCGAGGGCAUUCUUAACUCCCGACCAAUCACACCGAGUUCGUCCGACCCGCACGACUUAAGUGCGUUAACGCCGGGACACUUCCUGAUCGGACAGCCGAUCCACGCCAUACCCGAACCGGACACCACCGACGUCCAAAUCAACCGUUUGAACCGAUGGCAGCUCAUCCGACAGUGCCAUCAAUCGUAUUGGAAACGAUGGUCACGCGAAUACUUGUCCACAUUGCAAGGUCGACAGAAGUGGUCCAAGUCGUCCCCAAAUCGUUGAAGCUCCGAAUCCACCACCAACUGAUUGGCGUCUCGGUCGCGUCACUGAAGUUCAUCCGGGGUCUGAUGACGUCGUGCGCGUCGUGUCUGUGCGUACUCUGGACGAUGUCUACAAGCGGCCCGUCGUUAAGCUUGUUCGUCUACCGAUUGAAUCCUAGUCCAAUUCUAAGCACCUACCUGUCCAUAUUUCCCUAGUUAUUUCAAUUUUAUUCCUUUGAGGUUGAUGAGUGCUAGGUUCUUUACAAUUAUGUAUAUAUGUAUAAUUAUUAUUAUUAUUUUGUGUUAGUUGAAUUUUUGUCCGUGGCUUAUCCACGCAUUUUUCCGAUUAUUAUGUUAUGUGUACGAUCUGAUUUUCAUUGACCAUAUUCAAGACUCUUGAUUCUUGAAAGACGCCUGGGUCUUUCAACCCGGGGAGAAAAUGUUGGAUACACAAUCAGUUUUUAAAUUCGGCGCGCUGCGUGCGAUCCGAAUUAGUGGUAUUGUUGUCACCCUGCUGCU
Molecule: messenger RNA, 5968 nt
Organism: Myzus persicae (green peach aphid)
Lineage: Eukaryota; Metazoa; Arthropoda; Insecta; Hemiptera; Aphididae
Exons: 1
Coding region: 393-5471 (1692 amino acids)
Biological process (GO): proteolysis; DNA integration
Molecular function (GO): nucleic acid binding; aspartic-type endopeptidase activity
Source: RefSeq, a predicted model, not a curated record